Mirounga angustirostris (Northern elephant seal) is the source of this 1552-nucleotide messenger RNA. RefSeq names its product elongator acetyltransferase complex subunit 6 (gene ELP6). The coding region runs from base 515 to 1264 and encodes 249 amino acids. The transcript has 7 exons. Gene Ontology annotation, biological process: tRNA wobble uridine modification. Gene Ontology annotation, cellular component: elongator holoenzyme complex. Lineage: Eukaryota; Metazoa; Chordata; Mammalia; Carnivora; Phocidae. The record is from RefSeq and is a predicted model, not a curated record.
AGGGCCAACCCGGAAACGGCUGGGCGCGGGCGCUUACGAGCCGUGAGCGUCUUCUCAAAGGCCGUGUGUACCCUCGAAAGUGCCCGGAAAGCUUGACCAACUGUGCAUUGGCUUACGUUCACAGACGUUUACUGGGGGGCCCUGUGCAUGCUCACUGCGUCCCGGCGCCCAGAGGAGGUUGCCUGAGAGUCGGGAGUUCGACUGUCCACCUUUCCCAGGAGACGAGCUUCUUAACCGCCCGAGUCUCUCUCUCUGGCCCUGCGGCAUUGUGCAGGUCACAGUGAACGCUGCUCCCCCUCUUCCUCCUCAUGGUCUUGAAUGGUGCUCUUCCAGGUUGCUCUCAGCCGGCGUUGGCUUGUAUCAAGUCGGCCUUGGGCACAACAGCUCCGCCACUUUUUCUCCACCCUCCUUCCCGCACUCCGAGGCAUCCCGAAAUUUUUCACAUUUUGGCCCGGCGUUACUUCUCCCAGGAACUUAACCUGGUUUAUUUUAUAACCUUUGUCUUCCUGAGGAAAUGGGGAAACUGACUCUACUCUGUGAUGCCAAGACAGACGGCAGCUUCCUUGUGCACCACUUUCUCUCCUUCUACCUCAAAGCCAAUUGUAAAGUCUGCUUUGUGGCACUCAUCCAGUCCUUCAGUCACUACAAUAUCGUGGGACAGAAGUUGGGUGUCAGCCUGACUGCGGCCCGGGAAUGCGGGCAACUUGUGUUCCUCGAGGGUCUUAAGUCUUCGGUGGAUGUCUUCUUCCGGGCUCAGGCGGAGCCACACCCCCUGCAGUUCCUCAGGGAGGCCGAUGCUGGGAACCUGCAGCCCCUGUAUGAGUUUGUCCGAGAGGCUCUGAAGCCCAUGGAUGACGGACGGGCCGCGUGGAGGUGCCCAGUGCUGCUAGUGGACGACCUCAGUGUGCUGCUGAGCCUGGGCCUGGGGGCCGUGGCUGUGUUGGACUUCAUCCACUACUGCAGAGUGGCCGUGUGCUGGGAACGAAAGGGAAACAUCGUGACCCUGGUACACGACAGUGGAGACGGCGAGGACGAGGAGAAUGACAUCCUCUUGAAUGGCCUUAGUCACCAGAGCCACCUGAUCCUGCGGGCCGAGGGCCUGGCUACGGGCUUCUGCAGGGACGUGCAUGGACAGCUGAGGAUCCUCUGGCGGACACCAUCACAGCCCACAGCCCAGCGGGACGGGAGCCUCACUUACCAGUACAAGAUACAGGACAAAAGUGUGUCCUUUUUUGCCAAAGGGAUGUCUCCUGCUGUUCUGUGACCUGAUUGAGGAGCACACAGAGCGACCUUGGACCGUUUUCAGAUGUGAAAGAUAAAGCGACGAGUCGGAAUGGAUCUGUACACCUUUGAAGUGGCAUUUCAGCCUGGACCAACAGCCUCACUGCGGGGCGGGGCCGUGGAAAGGGGCUGUGACGGCACGUCCUAGUUCCCUGGGCUGUUUGGAUAACAGAGGAAAUAGCAACCCGGCCUCUGAGGAGAGAGACGCCACAUGUUGAAACCGGGUGAAAGUGGUGCCGGGAGCCUUUCAUUAAAUACGCUUUAGCCUCAA